GGAGCUGGUGCGUGAGCCCGGCUGCGGCUGUUGUGCCACUUGCGCCCUGGGCAAGGGGAUGCCCUGCGGGGUGUACACCCCCCGCUGCGGCUCGGGCCUGCGCUGCUACCCGCCCCGGGGAGUGGAGAAGCCCCUGCACACACUGAUGCACGGGCAAGGCGUGUGCAUGGAACAGGCGGAGAUCGAGGCCAUCCAGGAAAGCCUGCAGCCCACUGACAAGGAUGAGGGUGACCACCCCAACAACAGCUUCAGCCCCUGCAGCGCGCAUGACCGCAAGUGCCUGCAGAAGCACUUCGCCAAAAUUCGAGACCGCAACACCAAUGGGGGCAAGAUGAAGGUCAUCGGGGCUCCCCGGGAGGAAGCCCGGCCUAUGCCCCAGGGCGCCUGCCAGAGUGAGCUGCACCGGGCCCUGGAGCGGCUGGCCGCCUCCCAGAGCCGCACCCACGAGGACCUCUACAUCAUCCCCAUCCCCAACUGCGACCGCAACGGCAACUUCCAUCCCAAGCAGUGCCACCCGGCCCUGGAUGGGCAACGUGGCAAGUGCUGGUGUGUGGACCGGAAGACAGGAGUGAAGCUUCCAGGGGGCCUGGAGCCGAAGGAGGAGCUGGACUGCCACCAGUUGGCUGACAGCUUCCGCGAGUGAGCCCUACCAGCAGGCAGGGGGCUCCCUGCCCCCUGCCCCCCCUUCCCCUGGAGGCUGCAGAGCUGACCUGGAGCCUGGAUCUGAGUCCUGGCUCUGCCUCUGGCCCAGAAGUUUUCCUCAGCAUGUGUGUAGCGUGUGUGUGUUGAUGAGCAUGGAUGUACCCGUGGGGUGAGCCGGAGCCUAGGGGUGUCCUCUUUGGGCUUAGAUAGCCUAAGAGGUCAGAGUGGCAAUGGGGAGCCUUGGUGUGUUUCCAAAUUGACCCUGGAUUCAUUCAUUCUUUUAUUCAUUCAGCCAUCUAAAAACAUUUACUGGCUACAUAUUACAUGCCAGCUCUAGUUCUCAGCCCGGGGUGGGGGCACCCUUAUUCUGACUUCCUCUGAUUUGGACAUUGGGCCCACCUCCUACAAGGUGAACACAAGCCUGUGGGAGAAGAGAAGUCCCAUGCCCAUAAUCUGAGGAGGAAAGUAGACAUGUACCUUGACCAUUGUCCCUCCCUCAAUCUAGUGGUAGAGCGGAGGCCACAGGGAAGGUGUGGGGUAGCAGAUGGCUCAAUGGUCAGGAGACCGGACCCAAAGCUAAGGGCUGCCAGGCUCCUCUUCUCUUCGUCCCCAGGCCCUCCAAGGGCAAGGACCUGCAGAGACAAGCCUACUUUGGGGUUGGGGGUAAUGCCAUCUGCUUGAUUGCCUGGCAGCGGAUCCCUGCUGUGGAGGAGGUAAGAGGGUCCUAGGAAGGCCUGCAAGACAGAGGGGUGGGGUGGUGGGGCCCCUGUCUGCGCAGUCAGGGUGGGAGGAAAGAAUGUGUAAUUGGAAUGUGUGUGCCUGAUGGAGGAAAGGACCAGCAUAAUGGGAUUGGGGGGAAGUAAGAGACUUGCCUGGGGUCCUGUUCCCUUCCAUUUGUAGUCAGAGCCGUGAAAUCACCAGGAUGACUCCAUCUGGCUCACAGCUUGGCCUCUGCCUCCUGCUCCACACCUCCUUCCCUACAGCUCCCGCCCCAUACCCUGCCCCCUGGGCAUUUUCUGGCUUGCUGGAUGGAAGGAGACUUAGGGACCUUCCAGUUGGCCAUGAUGUCUUUCUUUUUUUUUUUUAACAAAACAAAACAAAAAACAAUA
This is a messenger RNA of Myotis brandtii (Brandt's bat), 1751 nucleotides long. It is a transcript of the gene IGFBP4, whose product is annotated as insulin-like growth factor binding protein 4. The transcript is spliced from 5 exons. Bases 59 to 643 code for a protein of 194 amino acids. The record is from RefSeq and is a predicted model, not a curated record. Gene Ontology annotation, cellular component: extracellular region. Gene Ontology annotation, molecular function: insulin-like growth factor II binding; insulin-like growth factor I binding. NCBI's taxonomy places the organism in Eukaryota, Metazoa, Chordata, Mammalia, Chiroptera, Vespertilionidae. Gene Ontology annotation, biological process: regulation of insulin-like growth factor receptor signaling pathway.